GUGAGUUGCCCAGUGAAGAAAAGACAGAGCUGCCACUUGUACCCAGAUUGUUUGGAUCCUAAAACCCAAAGCCUAAAAAGAGAAUAAUCCGCCUCUUACCCCCCACCAAGAAAUUCUGUCAAUUCUGUUGAGCUGAGAGAGAAAAACAGACAGACUGGAAAUAUGAAGAAAGUGGAAUGGCCCCAGAGGAUUUCCCUGUGUGAAUUCAAUUUACCCUUAUUCAGAUGGGAGAUUAUAGGUUAUAUAACCACCCCCCAAAUAAAGCAAUCUCUUCUCCAAUGACAUUCAAACCCGGAAAAGAUGAAUCCCAGGGUGUUCAGAUUUCAGUAUAAGCUGAUCUCCCGGGACCUAUUUAGGCAGGAUCUGGUGCCCAGGACAGAACCUGUUGACCUGGCACCAUGGAGCUGGGAGGGGCUGUCACCAUCUUUCUGGCACUCUGCUUGUCUUGCCUGCUCGUCCUCAUUGCCUGGAAACGAAUGAAUAAGGCAGGAAAGCUGCCCCCAGGUCCUACACCAAUUCCUUUCCUGGGGAACCUGCUGCAAGUUCGAACUGACGCUACGUUUCAGUCUUUCAUGAAGCUCAGGGAGAAAUAUGGCCCUGUGUUCACUGUGUACAUGGGUCCCCGGCCAGUGGUGGUUUUAUGUGGACAUGAAGCAGUGAAGGAAGCCUUGGUAGACCAAGCGGAUGAGUUCAGUGGCCGUGGAGAACUGGCUUCAAUAGAGCGAAACUUCCAAGGUCAUGGUGUGGCUCUGGCCAAUGGAGAGCGAUGGAGGAUUCUCCGACGCUUCUCCCUGACCAUCCUUCGGGACUUCGGGAUGGGAAAGCGGAGCAUUGAGGAGCGAAUUCAGGAGGAGGCUGGCUACCUACUGGAGGAGUUCCGGAAGACCAAGGGUGCCCCCAUCGACCCCACCUUCCUGCUGAGCCGCACCGUUUCCAACGUCAUCAGUUCUGUUGUCUUUGGAAGUCGCUUCGACUAUGAGGACAAGCAGUUCCUGAAUCUGCUGCGGUUGAUCAAUGAGAGUUUCACUGAGAUGAGCACUCCCUGGGCGCAGCUAUAUGACAUGUACUCUGGAGUCAUGCAGUAUUUGCCAGGAAGACACAAUCGCGUCUACUACUUGAUAGAAAAGCUCAAGGACUUCAUUGCCUCCAGGGUCAAGAUCAACGAAGCAUCCUUUGACUCCCAAAACCCUCGGGACUUCAUUGACUGCUUUCUCAUCAAGAUGCACCAGGAUAAAAAUAAUCCUCGUACAGAAUUCAACCUCAAGAACUUGGUCCUCACCACUCUGAACCUCUUCUUUGCUGGCACGGAGACGGUGAGCUCUACACUGCGCUAUGGAUUCUUGCUGUUAAUGAAGCAUCCUGAAGUGGAAGCUAGGAUCCACGAAGAAAUUAACCAGGUGAUUGGACCACACCGGCUCCCAAGUGUGGAUGACCGGGUCAAGAUGCCCUAUACGGAUGCCGUCAUCCAUGAAAUACAGAGACUGGUAGACAUCGUGCCCAUGGGUGUCCCCCACAAUGUCGUCCGGGACACUCAAUUUCGAGGCUACCUUCUGCCCAAGGGCACAGAUGUAUUUCCCCUGCUUGGUUCUGUCCUCAAAGACCCCAAAUACUUCCGCUACCCAGAUGCCUUCUAUCCCCAGCACUUUCUGGAUGAGCAGGGCCGCUUCAAGAAGAAUGAAGCUUUUGUACCUUUUUCCUCUGGAAAGCGCAUCUGCCUGGGUGAGGCCAUGGCCCGCAUGGAACUCUUUCUCUACUUCACCUCCAUCCUUCAGAACUUCUCUCUACGCUCGCUGGUGCCACCUGGGGACAUCGAUAUCAACCCCAAGCUCUCAGGCUUUGGCAACAUCCCCCCGACCUAUGAACUCUGCCUCGUGGCCCGCUGAGCGCCACCUGCGGGGCAAGGAGGAAGUGGGGAAUGCAGCUCUCCUCUCAUGUUCAGGAGCACCCCUCUUCCUCAUCUUACUAAUCCUCACAGCAUCCCUAAGAGGAGGCACCAUGAUUACAGAGUCAGCCAGGGUCACCUGAGAAUGUACAGCUGCGUGUCUUCCCCUCCCAUAGAAGAGCAACGCCCUGUGCAAGAUCUGCACCUCUGCCUGCAGGUUUCACGGUCACAUGGUCACCGUGGCUUCGGUUUCUGGCUGCAUCAAAUCCUUAGUGUAGACCCUGUGUCUUCAUGUUGUCCCUUUUUGUGUGUGCUGUGAUUUUGAGCAAAAUGUAGUCUAAAAUCCUUUCUGCUUGGUUCUUGUCUUUACCCACCAGCCCCCGAAAAGUCAACAAAGACCUCAAGUCUGUUGAGUGUAGCAAGUUUACUGUGUAUUAUGUGUGACAGCGAUGUAGGGUACAAUCAACAGCUUGAAAUGUCUUUCUUGACUUGUUAUUAGUUAUAGUUUCUGCCAGCUCCGCUCCAGUGACUUCCCCUGGGUAAAAUGUCCCAUCCCCACCCAUCUU
This is a messenger RNA of Chlorocebus sabaeus (green monkey), 2448 nucleotides long. It is a transcript of the gene CYP2G2, whose product is annotated as cytochrome P450 family 2 subfamily G member 2. Gene Ontology annotation, molecular function: iron ion binding; oxidoreductase activity, acting on paired donors, with incorporation or reduction of molecular oxygen, reduced flavin or flavoprotein as one donor, and incorporation of one atom of oxygen; arachidonate epoxygenase activity. The record is from RefSeq and is a predicted model, not a curated record. Gene Ontology annotation, biological process: epoxygenase P450 pathway; xenobiotic metabolic process. NCBI's taxonomy places the organism in Eukaryota, Metazoa, Chordata, Mammalia, Primates, Cercopithecidae. Gene Ontology annotation, cellular component: intracellular membrane-bounded organelle; cytoplasm.